This is a messenger RNA of Echinops telfairi (small Madagascar hedgehog), 2510 nucleotides long. It is a transcript of the gene TICAM1, whose product is annotated as toll like receptor adaptor molecule 1. Gene Ontology annotation, molecular function: protein kinase binding. NCBI's taxonomy places the organism in Eukaryota, Metazoa, Chordata, Mammalia, Afrosoricida, Tenrecidae. The record is from RefSeq and is a predicted model, not a curated record. Gene Ontology annotation, biological process: positive regulation of cytokine production involved in inflammatory response; positive regulation of natural killer cell activation; TRIF-dependent toll-like receptor signaling pathway. The transcript has a single exon. Bases 169 to 2217 code for a protein of 682 amino acids.
GUUUGGAGGCUAGCGGGCUGUCUACCCCCUUUUGAUGAUAACCCCUGUGCCCUCUCCUCCGACAGGGCUGCUCCGUGAGGCCCCCCAACACGCUGACUGGGGAGGUGGACGCCUGAACAUGCCUCGGCCGCUCAGGGCUGCUCCCGGAGUCCGCAGCCCGCCGUGCCCAUGGCCUGCCCAGAACCCUCACUGCCUGGCGCCUUCCUCCGUCUCAGUGCGGCUGGCCAGGACAAGCUCCUGCAUCUGAAGCAUAAGCUGAAGGCCCUGCAGCCCAGCUGCCGGGGGGCCGGCCUGCUGCGCGCCAUGGUGCUCCUGGCCCUGGGCCAGGACACGGAGGCCCGGCUCUCCCUGGAGGCGCUGAGGUCUGACCCCGUCGCCCGGCUGGUGGCCCAUCGCUGGGCCGGCUCGGACGGCCCCGAAGCCCCGGAGGAGCCGCUGGAGGAGGCCUGGGCGGUCGCCCGCCUGUACCACCUGCUCGCAGAGGAGAAGCUGUGCCCAGUGUCACUGCCGGAGGCCGCCUACCGUGUUGCCCUGCAGGCCUUCAGCACCGAUGCCCGCCUGCCCGAGCUCCAGGCUGAGGCCCAGCAGCGGUGCGGGUGGGAUGUGGCCGAUCUGGGGGGCUUCCGGCCCCUGUGCUCCGAUCGGGUUGGGCUCCUACUGCCCUCAGCGCCCCCCUCGGGGACCAGGAGCCUCCCGAGACCCAUCAGGGACUCCUGGAACUGGAGCCUGGCUGGACCCCUGAGGUCCACAGGCAGCCCGGCCUCCCUGGCCAGCAACUUGGAAAUCAGCCAGUCACCCACCAUGGCCCUCCUCACCCAGCCCACCAGCACCCCCGGGCCCAGCAAGCUCAGCCACCAGCCUGCAGCCAGCCUGGGGGGUGAGUCUGUUCCCAUGGGCCGCCAGGAGCCGGAGCAGGUCAGCUGGCCGCCCUCUGUGCAGACUGACCCUCCCCAGGAGCUGCCGGACAGUCCAGCCCCCCAAGUGCCUGUGGCGGACCCUGGUCCAGGUCUCCCCCACCCUUCAGCACCUCCAGAACCCAGAGCUCACUGUCCGGUGGAGUGUUCCGAGGUAUCUGAAGCGCCCCCCUCUCCUCCCACACCGGCCCAGUCUCUCUCCCCACCCACCCCGGAGCCCCCCGGGGACCCCAGCCAGGACGGGACGCUGCUCUCAGGUCCAGGAGGUGACACGGCCUCUCAGAAAACCAGGCUGAAAUCCCCUCCUCCCCCGGCCCCCCAAACGCCCUCUCCAUCUCCGUCGUCUUCCCUCCCGAGCGCGACCCCCGAGUCGACAUCUUCCAGCCUGCUGCCCCCGGGGGUGGCGUCCCCGGAGGAGGAGGAGGAGAAAUUCUACGGCUUCGUGGUCCUCCACGCCAGGGCCGACGAGGCCGUGGCCCUGCGUGUCCGCCAGAAGCUGGAGGCCCUGGGCGUGCCCGACGGGGCCACCUUCUGCGAGGACUUCCAGGUGCCCGGGUGCAGCGAGCUGAGCUGCCUGCAGGACGCCAUCGACCGCUGCGCCUUCACCGUUCUGCUGCUCACGCAGAACUUCGACUGCCGCCUGAGCCUGCACCAGGUCACCCAGGCCCUGAUGAGCAGCUUCGGGCGGCAAGGCUGGCAGGACUCCGUGGUGCCCUUCCAGCCCCUGGAGACACCCCGGCUCACCUCCGACGUGUCCCGCCUGCUCUCCGGCCUGGUGCCCCUGGACGAGCACUCCCAGCUCUUCGACCGGAAGGUGAAAGGCACCUUUAAGAAGCAGCGGCUGCAGGCGCGCAGGGCCCGGUGGGAGAAGGAGCGGCAGGCCCGGGCCUUCCGGGAACGCAGACAGCACCUGGAGGCUGAGCGGCAGCAGGCGGCCGACGUGCACGCGGCCUACUCGGCCUUGGUACAGACCCAGCUGGCCUGGCAGGUGCAGAUGGAGCAGCUGCAGGCGGCCUUUGGGGGGGUAUCCUUGCACGCCCAGGUGCCCUUGGGGGCUCAGGUGCCCUUUGGAGGGCAGGUGCCCCUGGGGGUCCCGCCCACCUGGCCAGCCUGCCCUGGGCCACGUCCGCCGCAGUGGCCGGCUGGUACCCGUCCUGCGGCCUUCCUGCCAGCCCCUCCGAGCCCUGGGCUGCAGCCCCUCAUCAUUCAGCACGCGCAGAUGGUCCAGCUGGGGCUGAGUAACCACAUGUGGGGCCAGGGGGGCGUCCAGGCCCCCGAGGACAAGAGCCAAGAGGCAGACUGACCCCGUGGUCGAGCUCCAUGACCUUGGCCUGAGGGGAUACUGAGUCACGGACCCACCUACUCCUUGCCCGGUGUGGGAGGCAGGGUCAUCAGUGACUCGGUCAUCACUGACCCUUCAGUGGCCCGAGGACGGGCACAGGCUGGGUGACAGUGGCUGUGGCCUCUAGGAAGGCCGGAUUUAGAUCUGGUGUUCCUAGGUGUUUGCCCACUCUGUGGGUCGGGGUGGGGUAUCCUUGGGGCAGUGGUGGCAUAUGGGCUAGGGACCUUUAUUUGUAAUAAAUCAUUCUAUAGUAA